Ctenocephalides felis (cat flea) is the source of this 1614-nucleotide messenger RNA. RefSeq names its product kelch-like protein 5. The transcript has a single exon. The record is from RefSeq and is a predicted model, not a curated record. Gene Ontology annotation, molecular function: protein binding. Lineage: Eukaryota; Metazoa; Arthropoda; Insecta; Siphonaptera; Pulicidae. The coding region runs from base 16 to 1614 and encodes 532 amino acids.
GAGUACUUCUCUGUCAUGUUUACAGGUAACCUUAAGGAAGCAAAUCAGAAUGAAAUUCAGCUAUGCUCUGUCGAUGGGGAUGCCCUACAAAAUCUUGUGCAGUAUUGUUACACGGGUUCUAUCGAGCUACGAGAAGAUAACGUGGAGACGUUACUUGCAACAGCAUGUUUGUUGCAACUUAAUGAUGUCAUUGAAGCAUGCUGCACAUUUCUUGCAAAACAAUUGCACCCUUCUAAUUGCUUAGGAAUUGCUUUGUUUGCAGAACAACAAUCUUGCCCAACCCUCCUUAAGAAGUCUAUAAGUUACGUUCAUGAAAACUUCAUGCAAGUAUGGAGAGAUGAAGAGUUUUUGCGGUUAUCAGAUACUCAGUUAUCAGCAUUGCUCAGAAGUGAUGAUCUGAAUGUUAAUUCAGAACAGGAAGUUUUUCUAGCACUCAUGGAAUGGGUGAAUGAAGAUAAAGCCAAUAGAGAAAAACAUCUUCCACGCUUGUUAGAGUUUAUUCGUCUUCCAUUGCUUUCACCAACAUUCUUAGUUGAUCAAGUAGAUGUUUUGUGUGGUAACAUAUUGGAGUGUCAGAGACUUGUAGUGAAUGCACUGAAAUGGCAUUUAUUGCCCGAGAGGCGACCUUAUCUUGCUAACAAUUGGUCAAGGGCCAGAAAAGCUACUCUUGGUAAAGUAAUCGUAUUAGGUGGUGUUGAUGCCACAAGAGGAGCUACUCCCAUGGAAUUAUAUUGUCCGUGGAGUGACAAAUGGUCUUCCUUUGGUCUUAUGAGUGGUCGAAAAUUGCAGUUCGGAUCUGUGAUCAUUAAAGAUAAACUCAUGGUUGUUGGAGGUAGAGAUGGAUUAAAAACACUGAAUACAGUGGAAUGUUUAGAUUUAGUUAGCAUGACUUGGAGCAUGCUACCUCCGAUGAGCACACAUAGGCACGGACUAGGUGUUGCAAUCUUAGAAGGACCUUUAUACGCAAUUGGGGGUCAUGAUGGUUGGUCAUACUUGAACACUGUGGAACGUUGGGAUCCAAUUGCUCGCACAUGGUCCUACGUUGCACACAUGAUAUGUCAGAGAAAUUCUCCUGGUGUAGCUGUGUUGAAUGGAAAAUUAUACGCUGUUGGCGGUCGUGAUGGCGGUGGUUGUUUAAGUACAGUAGAGUGCUAUGAUCCACAUACUAAUAAGUGGAAAAUGUGUGCUUCUAUGAGCAUCAGAAGAGGUGGAGUUGCAGUGGGAGCUGUUAAUGGCUUCCUCUAUGCACUUGGAGGUCAUGAUGCGCCAGCAUCUAAUCCCAGUGCAAGUAGAUAUGACCUAGUAGAGAGAUAUGAUCCAGUCUCAAACAUCUGGACUCCUAUGGCUUCUUUGACUUGCUGCCGUGAUGCAAUUGGCGUCUGUGUGUUAGGGGAUAGAUUAUUGGCAGUUGGUGGUUUUGAUGGAUCUAAAUACUUAACUGCAGCCGAGGAAUACAAUCCUCAAACCAAUGAAUGGAAGCAAGUAUGUGAUAUGCUAGUGGGCCGUGCAGGUGGAAGUGUUGUAGUUAUGUCUAAUUCAUCGUUUCCCAACACUAUGAUUCCAGAAAUCAUAAAGAAGACAUCUCCACCUUCCACAACUGCUAAUGCUAAAUAA